AUGACAAACAAUUCGACUCUCGGGCAUUCUACACGCUCAUCGACCGAAGAAAUCACCUGCGAAACAGUAUUUUAUAUAAUCAUUGCAUCCUUGUCUAUACCUGGAAACUUAGUGUUAUUUUGUGUUAUUCUUCGAAAUAAUUCACUGUUGAGAAAAACGUACAAUAUUGUAAUUUUCAACUUGGCGUUGACAAAUAUUUUACAAGGUGUUUUCCUGUUUUUAACACCAAACUAUGUCUUCCAACUAAACACUUACCCAAGGAUGUCAGGAAUCGGUGGAGAAGUCUUUUGCCGAACGGUCUUCUCCACCUACUUCUUAUUUGUCUGCGGCAAAGCUUCCAAUGCAAGUGUCAUGUGCUUGGCGAUUGAACGUUGGUAUGCGGUUGUCAGGCCAACCAAAUACAAAUCCAAAUUUGGUCGUCGCCGCUUGUACACGUAUAUUGCCCUUAUAUGGAUCUCAGCGUCGAUAACGGAGAUUUUCGAGCUGUUCAUCGCUAAGAUGGUGGAUGGUUCGUGUCAAUGGAUUACACCCCCCUAUGGUGCCAAAGCGGAGAGUGCGUUCCUUGUGUUACACGUCACGGUCACGUUCUACAUUCCUAGUGUCGUGACAUGGGUAUCUUUUGCUCACAUAUGGUUUCGCAUGGCAACAAACAAAACUGUUGGGAGUCAAAAUCAAAGCACAAAUGCAAAGAAGAAUGUUGUCCCGAUGUGCGCACUGGCAGCAUUUUUCCUGACGGUUCUUUGGUUUCCUACCGAGACUUUUUGGGUUUUGAAGAAAUUUGAGGUGGUAAUCCUUCCGCAUGUUUACUACUUGGUUUUUAAUUUACUGGCCUUCGUCAGUUCAUGCAUUAACCCUUUCAUCUAUUGCCUGAGCAACAGGACCUACAGACGUGAGGUUGCCUCGUUGAUUCAUAGAUUAAGAUGCUGGGAUCGAUCUACUCGGGUCGUUCCUUUUGAAUCGCAAACUGUUUCUGCUACAAAUGAUCUACAGUUACGCACGAUACAUGGCUCCAAAACCACAAGGGUUUCUGGAGACAGGAGCCCGGUAAUACUGUCAGGCCAUAUGAGAGACAUGUAUACGCUGCCAGCUUAGAGCAUGUAUAAUAAGAGAGGAUUGUCUCCAGCAGCAAACCUUCCCUAAUUUAAAGAAAUACUCGGGUUAAUGAACUUGGCGAAAAGACGAUGUACACUUUCAUCAACGAAUGUGAUUGGUUAAGACUCAUUCGAUAUAAGGAGACGAUAUGCAUUUCUAUCAACGAAUGUUAUUGGCUUAGACUGAUKACGCAUAACAAUAAAUAAUAAAUAUAUAUAUAGCGCUUUCGCACUAAUUGGGGACACUUUUCGCUCACACGCACUACCACUACAUUUGAUACUCUAUGCACACAACGCUCAACUCACAUGUUGAUUUUUACAUAAGGAUACGAUGUACAGUUGUACAAAGAAUGUGAAUGGCUAAGACUUUUUCAUGUAAGGAGAGGAUAUGCAUUAAUUGGUUUAGACUCAUUACACAUAAGAAUGCGAUGUACAGUUCUUUCAACGAAUAUGAUUGGCUGAUAUCAAUAAUUUUAUGAGUGUGAUUUGUUUAGAUUGCUUCCAUAAUAAGGCGAUGUUUAUUUCCAUCAUCAAAUGUGAUUUGUCAAUGUUGCUUCGAAUUCCAUGCUGUACAUUUCUAUCAUCGAAUUUGAUUGGCUAAGAUUGCUUUCAUACUGUACAUUUCUGUCAUCGAAUGUGAUUGGCUAAGAUCCGGCUUCCGUACUGUACAUUUCUGUCAUCGAAUGUGAUUGGCUAAGAUCGCUUCCGUACUGUACAUUUCUGUCAUCGAAUGUGAUUGGCUAAGAUCGCUUCCAUACUGUACAUUUCUGUCAUCGAAUGUGAUUGGCUAAGAUCGC
Messenger RNA from Actinia tenebrosa (Australian red waratah sea anemone), 1888 nucleotides. RefSeq names its product tachykinin-like peptides receptor 99D. Gene Ontology annotation, biological process: G protein-coupled receptor signaling pathway. The record is from RefSeq and is a predicted model, not a curated record. Gene Ontology annotation, molecular function: G protein-coupled receptor activity. Gene Ontology annotation, cellular component: membrane. Lineage: Eukaryota; Metazoa; Cnidaria; Anthozoa; Actiniaria; Actiniidae.